GGGGGAGGCGCAGGGAGUAGGGCAGAUGAGGCAACUGAGGCAUAAGCAUUUUAUACAAGAGGUACACUGCGUUCUGGUUGAAAUAGUUUCUGCUGCAGCAAAUGCUACACCAGGUCUUGGAAGAUACCCUCCAUUCAAGAGAGAGGUAUGGUUUUAAGAAUGAGGCAAAGAAAAUGGUUGUUGCACUAGUUGAUAUGGAGCGAGCCUUUGUGCCCCCCCAACAUUUCAUCUGUUUGGUGCAAAGGAGGAUGGAGAGACAGCGCCGAGAGGAGGAGCUGAAAACUCAAUCUUCAAAAAAGGGGCAAGAGGCAGAGCAGGCAACACUAAACAGAGCAACUAGUCUUCAAACAGGUGGUCAGCAAACUGGUGGAAGCUUGAAAUCAAUGAAGGAAAAACCAGGGCAGACAGAGAAAGAAGUUCAGGAGAAUUCAGGUUUAAAGACUGCAGGUCCUGAAGGAGAAAUAACAGCAGAUUAUGAAGAUACCUUGCAGUUAGAUAAAUUUCUUCUUCUUGGUUAG
Molecule: messenger RNA, 518 nt
Organism: Juglans regia (Persian walnut)
Lineage: Eukaryota; Viridiplantae; Streptophyta; Magnoliopsida; Fagales; Juglandaceae
Product: dynamin-2A-like
Exons: 6
Coding region: 102-518 (138 amino acids)
Source: RefSeq, a predicted model, not a curated record